AUGGCUGAAGAGCCAGUACCCCUCGAAGUCCAAGAAGGACUGGAGCAGCCCGAGGCGCUUCCCGCAAAUGCAGAAGACCGCAAGGCCGCAAAGGCCAUGUCGAAGCUGGACACUCGUGGCGAGGAGGAGCCGGCGCAAAAGAAAGAGGUCGAUCUCAAGGCCCUGAACGAUGCCAUGAAGAAUCUCGACGUGGAGCAGAAGAAGAAGAAGGAGAAGCCUGCUGCGGUGAGGAAAGAGGAGGCGCCCAAGGCUUUGGUGAAGGUUGAUCCGGCCGAUGUGACACUUGUGAUGGAACAGCUGGACAUGUCCAAGAUCAAAGCUACCGAGUUGUUGAGGAAUCACGAUGCCGACGCUACAAAAGCCAUGACCGCUUGGGUCACGGCCGCUGUGUAG
Molecule: messenger RNA, 393 nt
Organism: Neohortaea acidophila
Lineage: Eukaryota; Fungi; Ascomycota; Dothideomycetes; Mycosphaerellales; Teratosphaeriaceae
Exons: 2
Coding region: 1-393 (130 amino acids)
Biological process (GO): negative regulation of apoptotic process; protein stabilization
Source: RefSeq, a predicted model, not a curated record